Molecule: messenger RNA, 1131 nt
Organism: Acytostelium subglobosum LB1
Lineage: Eukaryota; Evosea; Eumycetozoa; Acytosteliales; Acytosteliaceae
Exons: 7
Coding region: 1-1131 (376 amino acids)
Biological process (GO): phospholipid metabolic process
Molecular function (GO): glycerophospholipase activity
Source: RefSeq, a predicted model, not a curated record
AUGGAAUCAAGUAGAAGUAGUAGUAGACUAAUUUGGAUAUUAUUGUUGGCAACUUUGGUGUUGGCCUCAUAUGGCGGUGUUGGAAAUGCCGAAAGCGAUUUGUUUGGCGAUACCUUUCUAAAUUAUGAACUACCUUGCAAGAAGAUUCCACCAAGUCCAACAGUACCAGAUCAUGUGACUAAGGUCAGACCAUCAGAUAUUAAGGUUGCUAUGGGUAUUGGAGAUAGUUCUUCCGCUGGAUUUGUCAUGAUGUAUGAGAAGUUUGGUGACUCCAUUAAUGAGUUUAGAGGACGAUCAUUCCCUAAUGGAGGUGAUCCUGGCGCAGCAACAAUUCCAAACUUCCUUAAAUCAGUAGGAGCUAAUGUUGUUGGUGGUGGAAGAGGUUCCAAUGUUCCACUGAUGUUUCACUAUGUUCCAAAGAACAUGAGGGCCAAUGCUUUCGACUUUAACAAAGCUCAGCUUGCUGCUGCUGCUUCCCAAGGUAUUCUGGUUGAUGUUCCAGACCUGGUAGAGUAUCUACACUUUCAUUUGAACAAGACCGAUCCACCAGUUGACAAUGAGAAGGAUUGGAAACUGUUCACAUACUUCAUCGGAAGUAAUGAUGUGUGCCAUGUUUGUGAUAACAAAGAGACUAGUUUCUCCAAUUGGAUCGAUGGAUAUUAUAGUACAUUGGCUUUGAUCAAGGAGAAGUUCCCAAGAACUAUUGUCAACGUAAUGUUGAUCAAUAACAUUGUGAGAACCGAGGAGAUAUCAGUUGGAAAGAAAUGUAAUAAUCUUAGAAGGUUCUUGGAGUUCUGUACAUGUUUGAACAAUGAGCAGGGAAGAGCUGCAAUGGCCGAGAGGAGAGCAAACAUUACCAGAGUGAUCAAGGAGAGUGUCACCAAGAUCAACAAGUUGAACUCGCCAGAGUUCAGAGUAGUACUCCAACCAUUCAUGGAGGAUUACAAGAUCGACCUGGAUCACUUGUCACCAUUCGAUUGUUUCCAUCCCAAUCAGAAAGGAUCCAAGAUAUGGUCUCUGGCAUUGUGGAACAAUAUGAUGUCUCCACCAAAGCUAAAGAAACACUACAUUGAACCAAACAUCAAGCCUAUAUGUCCGACCGAAAACACAUACCUUGUAUACGACGAAUAA